Molecule: messenger RNA, 1811 nt
Organism: Gavia stellata (red-throated loon)
Lineage: Eukaryota; Metazoa; Chordata; Aves; Gaviiformes; Gaviidae
Product: acrosin-like
Exons: 6
Coding region: 14-967 (317 amino acids)
Biological process (GO): proteolysis; acrosome reaction
Molecular function (GO): serine-type endopeptidase activity
Source: RefSeq, a predicted model, not a curated record
CGGGCUCCGGCCCAUGGCUUCUCAGCACGGCGUGUCGCGCGUCGUGGGUGGCACAGAUGCCCAGCCAGGGGCCUGGCCCUGGAUCGUCAGCAUCCAGGAUCCCUGGAAAACAGGCACGGGGCAUACAUGCGGAGGGUCCCUCAUCAGCCCACAGUGGGUCCUCACAGCAGCCCACUGCUUCAUUGAGGCCAGGCACAUCACCAUGUGGCGCGUGGUGGUCGGGGCCACCCGGUUGACUCAGCUGGGCCCUGAGGCCCAAGUGCGCCAUAUCAAGCGGCUACUGGUUCACGAGCACUACAGUAACAUCACGCAGAGGAACGACAUCGCCCUGCUGGAACUGGACCAGCCUGUGCAGUGCAGCUACUCCAUCCAGCUUGCCUGUGUGCCCGACGCCUCGCUGAGAGUGUCAGAGCUGACAACCUGCUACGCCAGCGGCUGGGGUUCCACGACUGCAAGAUGUGAGUUCCCAAAAAGUACUCGAUCAACUGAUGUCCUGCAGGAGGCCAAGGUCCGCCUCAUUGAUGUCAACCUCUGUAACAGCAGCGGGUGGUACAGAGGGGCCAUCCACACCCACAACCUGUGUGCUGGCUACGCGCAGGGUGGCAUCGACACCUGCCAGGGCGACAGCGGUGGUCCUCUCGUCUGCAAAGAUAACAAUGCAGACUACUUCUGGCUCGUUGGAGUCACCAGCUGGGGGAAAGGCUGCGCGAGAGCAAGACGGCCCGGAGUCUACACCUCCACGCAGCACUUUUACGACUGGAUCCUGGCACAGAUGGGACUGCGCCCAGCAGUAUCGGCUACUCCAACGCCACAGCCAGGCUCCACCUCAAGCCCCUUUCAGAGGCCGAGACCCAUACCAACUCAGUUGGGCACGUUUACACCCUGCCCAUUUCCAGUCCAGAGGCUGGUGCAAUUCUUUACUUGGGUGCAGGAGCUCCUGCAGUUCCUAAGGGGGACAAAGGCCUGAGCAGCAGGAUGGACAGGAUCCAGUGCAGCCGGCAGCGUACCACUGGUAACUUUGCAACAACAGUUACGGUAUAUUGCCUGUAAUUGCAGUAGUACCUCUUUCCAUGCAUGUACAUCACUGGAAAUGGGUUCAGUUCACCACAAAGCUGAAAAAGAGCUCAAAUAUAGCUGAUGACUGUAUUUUUGCACACGUGUAACAAACAGACUCUGGGAAAAACCUGUAACUGUGGCUCUGUGGUUGAAAUGAAAUUGGGCUGAACUUUUACAUAAAUAAGGAGACAUAGUCUUGUUGCUACAUUCUGUCUCUUCUUUUCAAAGACCUCGUCGACGUUCCUUAAUUGCUGAAUACCAUCUUGCUAACCUGACUGAAAGUAGUGUAGCCGUUGGUGCUGAUGAGCUUGGCCAGCUCUUCAGUCUGAAUCCAGGACUCGUUGUAGGACUUUGGGAGGAUCUUCUGACAAGCUUGAAGCUACGGUGAGGAGACUAGAGCAGACUGGUCACCAAGUCGGCUUCUCUGCCAUACAGGGCAGGGAUCCGCUCUUAGAUGUCUUUGAAGCUUGAUGGGAAGAUGCUGCAUGAGAUGAAAAGCCUUGUCCUCGAGGAGCCAAAGUGUUGGCUGGAUGUUAUCUCUGUUUGGAGAAAGCUUCAUGGGCGUGAGGGGAAAAAAGACAAUGUCUCUCAAGAAAACCCAUCGCUUCUCAAGAGCAAAUCAGAAGAAGAGACAAAUAUUGCAAGCGACAGGCAGAAACCCAAACAAAUGAGAGAGACCGUGUCUGAGCAACGUCAGACGGAAGCUGGAGAGAGGUGUGUGGUACUAGAGAGGCAGAGAUCACGUUCCUGCCACC